Messenger RNA from Vitrella brassicaformis, 1255 nucleotides. Lineage: Eukaryota; Vitrellaceae. The record is from the annotation of a GenBank genome assembly.
GUCCAGUGCAGUGCGUGUGUUUCGAUGUCCUUAUGCAUGUGAUGUCUGUCUGUAUUCGGACGCAUUUGUCCAUCGGGAUCGCUGUGUUUACACACAGCUGUCCUGUCUGGAACACUCACCUCAUAGACACCACUGACCUCUAAGUAUACACACAAGCGUCUCACUGUACCACACCCCAUCUAUCUCUAUCACACAUAGACAAAGAUGCUCACACUCGUCUUCUCUCUCUGGCUCUGGGCGGCCUGACUUUGGGCAGCCGUGGCAUGUGCAGCAGGCCCGUCACGGUGAGGCCCUGUGCGUGGAACGUCUGCAGGCACGUGUCCACCUUCAUCACUCGCCGGAACUUGACGUCCACGUGUGUUAUGCCCAGCCGCUUGCACUUGCGCGCUAUGUUCUGUGCGAUGCGCUCCGUGCACGCCGGCGACUGGUGGGCGGCCCCCCGGUACCCCACGUUGCCGGCGUGAGACGUGAAGAUAAUGCGGUAGUUGCGCGACUUGUUCAGCACCUGCCGACACACACACACUUGACACACACUGGCUGGGGGAUGGAGGGAGUCCCUCCCUCAGCCAGGCAGUACACGUACGUACGUUGAUCCAGCAGUUGUUUUUGGAUGAGGUGAUGACGACUUGGAAUUUGUCGGUUGGCUCGCAAAUGUGGCCGUUCUUGUUGCGCUCGACGUUGUGGAACUCUGGACGGUCUCCUGACACACCCACACACACCGACAAGAGGGCAAAUACACACACACGAACACACACACACACUCCACUGCCGCUGCCUGAUGCCUGACGAUGUCCAUGCAUGAGUGGCUGAACUGACCUAUGAGUCUGUACUUGCGCGGGUUGCCUUGCAGCUUUCGCAAGUCGGCCUUUGUAAGCUGCACCUUCUUGCGCGUCUUCUGCACUGACUCGCCAAUGUCGUUCAGCGCCUCCUCUGCACAGCACACACAUCACACACAUCACAUGCGAUGACAACAUCAAUCACAGCCACAGAGGUCUUGACCGAUGUCCCUGACGCACCGACCCACCCCACCUGCAGCAUCCGACAAUCGUGUGGUGCCGGGCCCGAAAGCUUCACUGGUGCUGGUGCUGGCCGAUGAUGCAUCAGCAGCAGCAGUAGCAGCCUCGGAGAAGGGGCGCCGCUGUCGCAGGAGGGCUGCACUCAUCAUCCAUGAUCUCGUUCUUGCCAGAUGGCCGUCAAGGCAGUGACAUGCAGCCACUCUGGGCCAAGGAAAGCCUCUCAAACACGCCAUUCUGCC